Plasmodium cynomolgi strain B is the source of this 300-nucleotide messenger RNA. RefSeq lists its product as hypothetical. The record is from RefSeq and is a predicted model, not a curated record. The transcript has 4 exons. Bases 1 to 300 code for a protein of 99 amino acids. Lineage: Eukaryota; Apicomplexa; Aconoidasida; Haemosporida; Plasmodiidae.
AUGGUAUACCACGAGAGGAGGCGUAAGGCGGCACAAUGCGACGUAAAGCGGCACAAUACGACCUCUUACGACGAACCCAUUCCCAAGGACCCCUUCAAUCCUCUGCUCCUGGCGUAUGAAAAGAAGAAAAGGCACAGGCACAAAUAUGAAAGCACAUCUGGUGAGGAACCCAAUCCCGUUAGAGAAGAAAGACCAAAUAAGCCUAACCCAAAAGUGGACUUGCAGCACGUGAGGAAAAAUUUGUGGAAGUCUAAGGCGGGGGGUGUCUGCAUUCCUCAAAUAAGCGAAGAUGCAAACUGA